Malurus melanocephalus (red-backed fairy wren) is the source of this 956-nucleotide messenger RNA. RefSeq names its product zinc finger protein 239-like. Lineage: Eukaryota; Metazoa; Chordata; Aves; Passeriformes; Maluridae. The transcript has a single exon. Bases 39 to 956 code for a protein of 305 amino acids. Gene Ontology annotation, biological process: regulation of transcription by RNA polymerase II. Gene Ontology annotation, molecular function: RNA polymerase II cis-regulatory region sequence-specific DNA binding; DNA-binding transcription activator activity, RNA polymerase II-specific. Gene Ontology annotation, cellular component: nucleus. The record is from RefSeq and is a predicted model, not a curated record.
UGCAGGACAACCCCGCUGCCGACACCGUCCUGCUGGGGAUGGAUUGGAGCGGAUUUCCUUCCUCUUCCCUCUGGCACCGAGGCGAAUCCCAUCCUCUCCUUGUAAUUCCUGCCCCAGAAAAUGAGCUGAGGUUGGAGAGCAGGGAGUAUACAUACCCCCUGCAGAACCUCUUGGAGGAGGCUGUUUUCAGUGUCUCCACAGCACAGGAAUCCAACGAGGAGGAAAAGUCAGAGAGUUUCCACACAAGGAGGGGCAGCAUACCAAACCCAGGGUUCUCUGAGGGGGAAAGACCCACCCUGUGCCAGGAAGGUACCCAGAGCUUCAGCUGGGACUUAGAGCUGGGGGUCCUUGAGGAGCUUGAUGGCAGGGAGAAACCCUACAAGUGCUUGGAGUGUGGGAAGAGCUUCGGGUGGCGCUCCACCCUGAUUCAUCAUCAGCGGACCCACACUGGGGAACGGCCCUACGAGUGUGGGGAAUGUGGGACGAAGUUUUCACAGAGCUCCCAACUCCUCAGCCAUCAACAAAUUCACAGGGAGGAGAGGCCCUUCCUCUGCCCUGACUGUGGGAAGGGCUUCAAGCACUACAUCACCCUUGUCAGGCACCAGCGCAUCCACACUGGAGAAAGGCCCUACAAGUGUGGGGAAUGUGAUAAGAGCUUCAGCUCGAGCUCCCACCUCAUCCGCCACCAGCGCAUCCACACCGAAGAGAGGCCCUACUUGUGUUCUCAGUGUGGGAGGAGGUUUCCGACCAGCUCAGAUCUCCUCAGGCACCAGCAGAGUCACAGGGAUGAGAGGCCCUUCCGCUGCCCUGAAUGCGGGAAGAGCUUCAAGUACAAGUUUCACCUCAUCAGGCACCGGUGCAUCCACACUGGGGAGAGGCCCUACAAGUGUCUCCAGUGUGGGAAGAGCUUCUCAGACAGCUCUACCUUGGCCCGACACCAAUGGAGGCACCGGUAA